AUGGCCGAAAUGGGCGCAAUUCGUAUGUUCAUGAAGAUAAGAGCCUUCGAUAAGAUUCCGCUUGAAGGAACCAUUUCGUAUAAAGACCUGGCAGCUAGCCUGGGCGCUGAAGAGGCACUCAUCAGCUUCCUUAAUCAAUCUGGAGAGGACCACGUCGCACAUUCGAGACACUCGAAGCUCUACGUCUAUGGGAACCCACAGGGCGUCUUUUUCCAAAUCAUGUUCGACGAAGCCAUGGUGCCGUGGGUCCAUUGGGGCGACUAUUUCGACACGUACGGCCUUAAGGAGCCGAAGAUGGGCAACCACGUCCCGCACUCGUUUGCAUGGGGCCACGCGGAUUUGAACUUUUGGCAGGUCAUCAGCAAGUCCCCGCAGCGGCUGGUGGACUUCAACCAGAGCAUGAACACGCUUGAUGAGGUGUUGCCGGUGACGGGUAUGUACGAUUUUGGCUGGAUCGCAAAAGCCGAGGGACCAGAGGAUAGACCGCUCAUUGUCGAUGUUGGCGGCGGGAAAGGCCAGGCUCUCAAGCGUAUCAUGGCGGCAUUUCCAGAAAUUCCGUCCAAGAGAAUGGUGCUCCAGGAUCGAGAGGACGUUAUUCAAGAAGUCAUUGACGCCCACGAGGCGGGGGCGCUCGUCUAUUAUAUCCGGCGCUGCAUGCACGACUGGCACGACGAAAACGACCGUACCAUCCUCGCCCACCUCGCUGAGGCCGCGGCACCUGACUCGAAAGUCCUUAUUACCGAACAGAUCAUGCCGAAUCCACCCACCGCUCUUAACGCGUGGACAGAUCUUUGCAUGAUGAAUCUUGGCGGUAAGGAGCGCACUGAGAAGAUGUUCGGGGAGCUCGUCGCAAGUGCUGGCCUAAAAGUGAUUGGCGUUCAUAAGAGCUUGGCGACCGAUGUUGCGGUCAUUGAAUGCGUUAAAGCGUAA
Cyphellophora europaea CBS 101466 is the source of this 930-nucleotide messenger RNA. RefSeq lists its product as uncharacterized. The record is from RefSeq and is a predicted model, not a curated record. The transcript is spliced from 4 exons. Bases 1 to 930 code for a protein of 309 amino acids. Lineage: Eukaryota; Fungi; Ascomycota; Eurotiomycetes; Chaetothyriales; Cyphellophoraceae. Gene Ontology annotation, molecular function: O-methyltransferase activity.